GUUUAUUCUGUCUCUCUCUUUCUCUUUCUCUCUCUUUCUCUUUUGUGCUUGAUAGAUUCUACAAAGCAAGGGUUUUUGCAUCUAGUUCCCUUGAUUAAGAUUCAUCUUCUUGAUCUCUUGUUCGUGCUUAUACAGAUUAACCAAAAUCUAAAUUCUAGGUUUGGUCUAAUUUAAUUCCAAUUCCAUUUCCAAUACUAAGCUAGAUAGCUAAGCUCGUUUUUGCUUUAAUUUUGCGUUUGAAGAGAUUGUUAAUCUGGCUAAUCCGUGGUGGACCAAUCAGUUGGGACUGCCGGUCAUGGACCUGGCAGCCAACUCCUCUUCUCUACUCUCCAACAAACGAUCGGACGGCCACGAUCUCUCCAUCAACGAGAGCAGCGGCGGAAGCGGCAGUGCCGGCGGCCGAGGCGAUAACGACGACGACGACAGAGACCAAGACGACGAGCCCAAGGAGGGAGCGGUCGAAAUUGGCAACCGGAGACCGAGAGGCCGGCCUCCGGGAUCCAAGAACAAGCCGAAGCCGCCGAUAUUCGUCACCCGGGACAGCCCCAACGCCCUCCGCAGCCACGUCAUGGAGGUCGCCGGCGGCGCCGACGUAGCGGAGAGCGUCGCGCAGUUCGCCCGCAGGCGCCAGCGCGGCGUCUGCGUGCUAAGCGGCAGCGGCUCCGUCGCCAACGUCACCCUCCGCCAGCCUUCCGCCCCCGGCGCGGUCGUCGCCCUCCACGGCCGGUUUGAAAUUCUCUCCUUAACCGGCGCGUUCCUCCCCGGACCGGCUCCGCCCGGGUCGACCGGCCUCACGGUUUACCUAGCCGGGGGCCAGGGCCAGGUCGUGGGAGGGAGCGUCGUCGGGUCCCUCGUCGCGGCGGGACCGGUCAUGGUCAUCGCCGCCACAUUCGCCAACGCGACCUACGAGAGAUUGCCGCUCGACGAUGACGAGGAAGCGGGAAGUGGCGGCGGAGGACAUGGUGGUGGCGGCGGCUCGGGAGGCUCUCCGAAUGCUAUAGGAGGCGGCCCCGGGGGACAAUUGCACCCGCCGGGGCUACCGGAUCCCUCGGCGCUGCCGGUGUACAAUCUGCCGCCGAAUCUUGUCCCCAACGGAGGCCAUCAACUUGGGCAUGAGCCCUAUGCUUGGACUCAUGCAAGACCACCUUACUGAUCAAUGAUGAUAAAAUUGAUCAAAGUGAUCAUCAUAAUGGUAAUAAUAGGGUUUGGGGGAUUUAGUUGUGAUCAAGAUCAAUCUGUUUUAUAUUUGUUGUAUUCUGAAAAGCAAACACAGAGUGAGAGAGUUUGGGAAAAGAGAUGUUAGAGAGAAUCUGAACAAGAGACAACAAUUAGUGUUGUUUUUCUUAUAGCUAAUAUUAUAGAUCAUGCAAUGUAAAUUACAGAGAGAGCUUUGUUUUUCCCCUUGCCUUGCUUCUUAAUGUUUCCCUUUUAAACUUGCAAUAAAAAGAGAUU
This is a messenger RNA of Morus notabilis, 1452 nucleotides long. Its product is annotated as AT-hook motif nuclear-localized protein 20. Gene Ontology annotation, cellular component: nucleus. Lineage: Eukaryota; Viridiplantae; Streptophyta; Magnoliopsida; Rosales; Moraceae. Bases 296 to 1153 code for a protein of 285 amino acids. The record is from RefSeq and is a predicted model, not a curated record. Gene Ontology annotation, molecular function: DNA-binding transcription factor activity; minor groove of adenine-thymine-rich DNA binding. The transcript has a single exon.